Acaulospora morrowiae is the source of this 630-nucleotide messenger RNA. The record is from the annotation of a GenBank genome assembly. NCBI's taxonomy places the organism in Eukaryota, Fungi, Glomeromycota, Glomeromycetes, Diversisporales, Acaulosporaceae.
UUUCCCGAGAUGUAUCAGGAACCACCUCUUGUUUCGUUUUCCCUGACUCACGUAGAAUUCGAUCCUACUGAUCCAUUAGCCUUCCUAUUUGCCUUUAUCACCUUAUCUCCAUUGGCGUUAAUUGUCUCGUAUGUCACCAUAAUUCUAGCCAGAAGAGAGAUGGUGGCGAUUAACAUGUUUUUUGGACAAUUAAUUUGUGAAGGGUUGAAUUUCUUACUGAAACGGUUGAUCAAGGAGAAAAGACCCGAGAAACUUGGAAAAGGAUACGGAAUGCCAUCUUCUCAUGCUCAGUUCAUGGCAUACUUUACAACGUUUUCAAUUUUAUACUUGUACACAAGAAUAACUUUCGGAAGAAAUUCGCAAAAGUUUCCAAUAUGUAUAGUAAAUCUCCUGAGUCAACACUCUCAUUCCACGACUUUCUUUCCACCUUUCACACAGAAUCUACCUCAAUUAUCACACCCCAAAACAAGUAAUGGACUAUUUAGAUACAUAUUGGAUUCGCAGUUGGCCAGAUAUUUUUAUUUACGCGAUUCUUCAGACAUUGAGGAUAUAGUAAAGAUUGAAUACAUGAACUGGUUGGAGUUGAAUAAGAGGAAUGGUAUUAAAGAGGCUAAUAAGAAGGAUAGGUGA